AUGCAGACACCAUAUUUAUUACUAUUCAUUGCUGUCUUCGAGUCUGAAGCAUGGAAACAUAGAAGACCUGCUGUACAUCCUUCCCGUGAUGACGACGAUUCUGUAGAUUUUGGUCAUAUCUACAGAGACCCUGCAAAAAAUGCUCGGCUUUUCAAAGGCGGCAACGAUUUGAACUCCAAAGACGCACUUGCUGUAAUAACGGAACCAAAUAUUCAUCGCGAGUUUCUGAGCCCUCGUGACAGAAUAUUGCACGAAGGAAGAAAGAGUAAGAUGGAGAGGAAUCCAGAGAAGAACACAAGUCAAAGUAAUAUGAUGUAUAACUUUGAAGCGUUAUUAGACCGCAAUUUGAAAUCCGGUCCAAUGAAAAUUAAGCCUAUACAUCCAGCAAGAGAACCAUCAAUUAUUGACACGCAAAAUAAACUCACUCAAAUAAGUGACUUUGAGGAGAAGAACUUUCUAGUCAGAACAUCAAACUUAGGUUCGAACUGGACUACAUGUGACGAAUUCGGGAAGAAAGCCGUAUUUCAUCCGGAUGAUAUAGUCAAUUUGAACUUUAUACCAUUUUAUAUAUGGUCUUCUCAAGAAAUUGACGUCGGGACUGUUCACAGAUUUACAUACCCCACUAAAAAGCUAGUACAACAUUUUAAAACAGAAUAUGGACCCUACCUGGAAGGUGUGAACUGGAAGGAGCCUAAACUACUGCUCGAUGCUGGAAAGAAAACGCUACUUAUUGCAAAAGAUAGGAGAGGAUCAUUUCAUGGCAUCCCGGAUGAUGAACUUCCGGAAUCAAUUAAAAGUAAAAAUGAGAAAAUACCUGUCCUUAAUUUGCGUUUAAAAAUACUGGACGCGUAUUUAGCUCUAAUGUACUGCGAUCUAAAACAUGCGUACAUCAUGGCGCUAAAGGGUGAAGAACCGAAAACAGAAGAGGACAAAACUAAAGCAGCUGAAGUAUUGCGCUUUAGAGGUGCUGGGAGGCCUUUACAUAUAGUCGAGAGAAGACAUGUUAAUCAAACGAAACAUAGUGAGUCUUCUGAAGUAGCAGUACCGAUUCCGAGCGUCAUCGACCUUAGCCUGAUAUAA
Messenger RNA from Leptosia nina, 1080 nucleotides. NCBI's taxonomy places the organism in Eukaryota, Metazoa, Arthropoda, Insecta, Lepidoptera, Pieridae. The record is from the annotation of a GenBank genome assembly.